AUGACCAACACUGAAACUGUCAAAGACGCAGUCUACAAGACCUGGUCUGAAGAAGGUGCACACUGGGAGAUAGGUAAAAUCCUUGCUGAGAGUGACAUCCCCUAUGAAGAGAAAGACUCUGCUACCUGGGAGCUCAUUAAAAUGCUUUGGGUAGAGUGCAUCGACUACAAAGACAGGAAAGCUAUGGUAGCCUCGAUGGCAAUUGCCAACAGCAGAGACCUAUUUAGGUCAAGGGUUAGCCGCACUGAGAAGCUGAAGCCACCACUGAACAAGAUAGGAUAUGACAACCCCUGCUUCCUGAUGGUCAUUUUGGAAGACACUGGUAUCUUGACUACCCCCCUUUCAACUUUUGCAAACACACCCCAACCCAGUAAUAUUCCUGGCCCUGGCUCACACCUCCCGAGAAGGAGAGAGGGUGGGCCUCAUACCACUGGGCCACCCCUCAAGGAUGCUACAUGA
Suillus subaureus is the source of this 459-nucleotide messenger RNA. RefSeq lists its product as uncharacterized. The transcript is spliced from 3 exons. Lineage: Eukaryota; Fungi; Basidiomycota; Agaricomycetes; Boletales; Suillaceae. The record is from RefSeq and is a predicted model, not a curated record. The coding region runs from base 1 to 459 and encodes 152 amino acids.